UAAUGGCGGCACGUGUUCAAAUUUGAAGUUUUUACUACGCAAUGAAAGUGCACGCGAUUAUAUGUUUAACCUAGCAGAAAAAAACAAACAAUUAUUUAACUGAUAUAUCACUGUUGAAUGAGUGAGACCAUGAGGAGAGAAAUUAUACCAGAUAUGGUGUCAGAUUUUCUGACCUUCCCAGCAUCACCAUUUGAAAGCUGGGGCCGUAGUCAUGGCAUCUUAGCUUCUGAUAGUUCAAGCACUUCACCAUUAUUUGGACAAAUUAGUCAAGAUGGGGCAUGGAUUUGGGAGACUAGAGGACCACUCUUGGAAGUAUUUUCUACAAGUCAGUGUGAACGACAUAGUUCAUGGUGUUUUGGAGCAAUUUUGAAAGAUACAUCUGUUGUAAUUUCUGCUGUGACAGAACUUCCAAGCUCUGAAAAUUCUACACCUAGGCUUCUAGUAGGUGUGGAGUAUGCUUCCUCAGGCAACCUUCUCUGUCUUUUUGACAUCAAGACUUCAAAAGUUGUGAAAGCUGUGGAGGUUAAUGCCAAAAUCACUUCAUUGGCAGUCAUUAGCAGCAAGGGUGGAGCUUGUAUGGAAACCCGCCCAAUUUAUCAGGAACUUCGUUGCAUGUUUGGCUUGGUUGCUGUUGGAACAUCAGGUGGCCAGGUUCUUCUGGUGGACUUGAAUUUAGAUGAUGAAAACCAUUCGGAUGAGUUGACUCCAAAUCAAGUAGUUAUGAUAACUCAUCAGAUGCACAACAUUCCAGAAAGGCGUGAAAAAAACAUAAAGCAUAAUAAGCAUCUUUGUUUGUUGCUUAAUGAUGACAGCCUUCAGCGAGGUGCUUUCCUGUAUAAAAGUGAAGAUAACAAUCCCAUACAUAGUUUUAUUGUGGAUGAUGCUUUAUAUGUAAGCAGUAUUGAGUACUUGAAGCCUCUAACUGCCUUGGUCAUAGGUUUUAGUUUUGGAGGAUUUCAGAUUUGGAAUAUGAGGAAAAUGGCCUUGGAGUUCAGCUCGUUCCUAGAGUCUGGACUUUCACCAGUAGUCAAAGUUGCUUUCCAGGAGCCAGAAAAUGAUCCUAGAAAUUAUUGUUAUCUCUGGAUCGUUCGUGGACAACCAGUACUUGAGAAACAGAGACCUCAGAGGGUUGCUGUUGCAUCAAUGUUUUCUGUGACCUAUCAUAAAAAAGACUGGUUGGAUGGUUAUGGCUGCCUUUACCAAGACUUUCAGACUUGCUCACUACGUUUCCAGUACCCACUGACAAUAGAUCCAUAUUGCUCAGACUUAGGUCAUUCACCUGAGAACAAGAAUAAUAUUAGUCGUCUUGUGAGCUGUCACACCAUACAGCAGUCUAACAUAUGGGGAUCAGAGAGACAUGAAAGAGAAGAUUCCUUACAGAAUAGUGAUUGGGAUGACAUUCAAGAACUGAGUCUGUGUGUUUUGGUUUGGGAAGCCUGGUAUGAUGUGGCUGACACCAGUUCCCAUUGUAUCAUGUUAAUAUUUGAUAUUAACCAGUGGUAUCAAGCUCAGAUGCCUUCUUCAUUCAGAAUUUCAUGUGGAAAGUUCAGCUCUUAUGUUGAAAUAUUUUCCCUAACCAAAGUGCUAGAGGAAGCAGACAGAGGCUCUUUUCUUUUGGAUGCACACAUUGUCCCCAGUUCUCUUAUGAAGUUCAAUGCCAAGUCAUCAGUUGAACAGUUUUAUUUUCCAUCUUCACUAGGCUUUAAACUUUAUUGUUUAACUGAAAAUGGAACCAUGCAACUGUCCUUUCUUGGAACACAAAGACAGAUCUUGUCAAAGAUGGUUAUGAAUGGGCCGAGCAUCCUUGUGAAUCCACAAAGUCUAUACAGCAUGUGUUUAAAAGCUGGACUUAUACCUCAUUGUCAGGAACUUGAUGAUAUAUCGAUUCCAACACAGAGAGAAGCAGUUCUAUCAGUGGCCCUUGAGUACAACUUGUCUAAUUUUUUUGCUGCUUGUAUAAAUCAGUGGGCUUCCAGUGAUGAUCACACUGGAUGCACUCUCAGGUUUUUGUGUAAUUGGGCUUGGAAGAAAGUAAGCCAGAUAAAAACAAGUUUUGACAGACUUUUAGUUCCAUUCUUCAACUGUUCUGGACAAGAACUGGAUAAGUCUACAUUAAACCUUCUACAGAGCUACAGUAAUCAGCUGAAUCACUUAGCCUGUUUGUUUCAUCUCCUGCAGUCCCAGUGUGAUUCUAUCACUCAGCAAGGUCAGGUGGAGCUAGAACUAAGAUAUGAGGUUACUGAAAUCAUAGCUCUAUACCUGAAGGUUACUCUGUGGAUGUUCACGUGUCGACUCUUGCCUGAACACAGUGAAGGCACAGCUUAUGGAGAAAAUGAGGUAGCUUACCCUGUCAAAAUCUUUACGGACACCUACACUAGGCGUAGACAAGAACUUCAGAAGCUUCACAGUACAGUUAACCACACAGACAUUCUCUUAAUUGAUGGACUUGUUUUGGAAAUUGAGUCCUGUUUGGACCAGCAUGUGUGGCAGAGGGAAGGAGGUAAUGGACAAUAUCCUCCACCAAGCUUGUAUGCAGCUCUGAGUUCUUAUCUUCUAAAAGGAGUACCAGUAGAUAAGAAACACUGCCUGAUCCUCUACCUCCUCCUGGACAUGGCAGCAUUCCUUUCUGAACGUCAGAGUCAUCUAGUGGAACACUUGAUGAAAUUUUCGGCUACCUUUCAUGUGAAUCCCAGCCUUGUAAAAUUGACCCAGGGGUUUUGGCUACUUGAUCAUCGAGAUUUUGAGGAAGCACUUUCAGCUUUACUUGAUCCAGUUAUUGACUGUUCUGACUUCAAGGCCUGGCAUCACCUUUGUAUUUUAAAAGCAUUUCUGUAUCAAGGAGAACACCAGAAGGCACUGAAAUAUACCAGAGUACGGAACCCUCCUCAUGAAACUGCCGAAGAAGUCAAACUUUGUCUAACGAUCUUACUAGCUAACAAGUUGACAGCUGAAGCCUUCCACUUCCAACGGCAGUGUAGGGACCAGAAAAACAUGGAUGAUUUUCUCUCUCACUUCUUUUUGGGCUGCCAACAAACACAUGUGCUGGAUUCCCUGUUACAGUUACCUUUAAGUGCAGUAGAAGAGGAGGCUCUUGUCCAAUUUUUGUACAAUAGCAAUGAUCCAAAGACUAAGGAAAUGCUAGUUAUGUAUUUUUUACAAAGAUGUCGUCCCUUACAGGCUGCCCAGUUGAAUGAGAAAGUUUAUCCUCAUUUAAUGGAAUCUGAUUCCUUUAGCCACAAAGAGAAGCCUAAAGCAAGGAAUGCCCUGGUUCAAGGGUAUCUUUUAUCUUUACCAGAAGCUCAAAAUCGUUUAGCAUCAGAAUUCUCUCUUCACCAACACCAAAAGCUGAACAAAAGACAAGAAGUGUUACGGCCUUUUCCUUUGUCAACUGUUGUCUCCACCAAACUGUUACCAGUGGUUUCUCAUUCAACUCUUUUUGAGUCUCUGAUGAAGAAAGUCACUGAAGCUGACCUUUGUGGUUUUCAAGAACCAAUAACCCCAUUCAGGAAAAGUUCUCGUGAAAAAACAAACCUUGUAGUUGAUGAUGUCCCAUUUGUUUGCACUCCUUUGACUCCUCGCAAAGCAAGAACAAACAGAUUGUCAGAAAUUAUUUAUCCCACUUCAGUGACAAAGGACACAUUAAAGCGAUCAGCAGAUCAUCAUGAUACACUAGGUUCUCCGAAGAAAUCUAGACUAGUGGAAAUGUCUCCCUUUAAGUCGACCCAUUUAGACCGAAGGAAGAGUGUCAAGCACCUUGGAGCUGAAAUUCUAUCCUUGCUCCAGACUCCUCCAAUCUCUAGAAAGCCAGUUUCUACAAAAGAUCAGAUACUUGCAUCUGCAGGCAGCACGCCUGCGAUUACCCCUUCCUCCAUUUUGAAGGUUCGACAGCUUCUUCACAAAACAAGUAGUUCACCAGCUGUUGGAAAAGAUAACCAAGAUGAAGAAAAGGCUGAUUUACUUGUUGAAGAUGAAGACAUAACACUGAACUUUUCAGUGCAAAAGAAACGUGAACAAUGUCAUUUUGACCAGAAAGGAAUGUUAUCUAGUAGAUCACCGCCAGAAAAAUCUUCAGCAUCUUCUGUGUGUAGAAGAACACCAUGUGUGGCCACUGAACGCCAGAUGGGUCAAGCAUUCCUUUCACCUCCCCAUGAAACAUCUCAUCAGUUUGUAACUACUGAAGACAUCAUAGAAACUAAAGCCUUAUCCACUAUCCACGAGGUGACUGAAUCCAUAUCUGUUCACAAAACCUUACUGGAAGAACACAGUACACAAAUUCAAGCCAACUCCAUUCCAGUAGAAGUCACUGAAUCAGUUCAUCCUUUAACUGAUAAAAACCUUAAUGUUGAAACUAGAUUAACUAGUCAUAAAGCCAUAUACCAGGCAAACAGCAUUGAAGAGGUAGAAACUUUUAAAAGUGAACAGUCUUUUGCUGACAAAAGCCCUAUAUAUUCCAGAUCUGUCAAGGGAAAAAAGAGUAUUUUUACUAAAACACCAGAUCAACAGAAAGGAGAUAUGAAGUCAGACCUUGAACGGUCAGUACAGAAACUGGAAAUCAUAGUAACACCACCUAAAACAUCAAUUGAAGAACAACAAGAUACAGUAGAACCUUCAAAUACAUCUGUUGAUUCUGUAGAAAGAGAGAGAUUCUUAACAACUUCCUCUAAAACACCAUUAAAAAUAGUUAGAAAUUCAUUAGGGCCUUCAGUGACAUCUGUUGAAACACCCGUGAAAGUUGGAUUCUCCUCUACACCUCCUGAAAUACUAGGUCAGGAAAGGAAAGACGUACUAAGAUUUUCUGAGACAACUGUUGAAACACCUGCAGAAGUGAGAUUCUCGGUAACACCCUCUGAAGUACUAGUUCAAGAAAGGAAAGAUCUAUCAGGACCUUCAGCAACUGUUACUAAUACUUUUGCUCAAACUAGUAAUACAUCAGAAAAAAUAAAUUACUCAGAAGCACACAUUGAAACUCCUUGUCCAGAAAAUAAAUCUUUGAUGGAACCCUCAUAUAUCUUCACUGAAAUACAAAAAGAAAUUACAGGACAUAAAAUGAAAGUUUCACUGGAACCCUCUGUUGCCACCAGGGAAAUACCUGAUCACGAAAAGAAACUUUCACUAGAAUCCUCAGGUGCCAUCAGGGAGACACAAGAGGAAACACCUGAUUAUGAAAUGAAAGUUUCACAGAAAGCCUCUGUUACCACCAGGGAAAUACCUGAACAUGAAAAUGAAAUUUUGCUAGAAUCCUCAGGUACCAUCAGGGAAAUACCAGAGGAAACAUCUGAUCAUAUAAAGAAAGUUUCUAUUGAAUCAUCAGGUACAAUAAGGGAGACACCGGAGGAAACACCUGAUAAUGAAACAAAAGUUUCACUAGAAUUAUCAGGUACCAUCAGGGAAACACCUGAUAAUGAAACGGAAGUUUCGCUAGAAUCCUCAGGUACCAUUAAGGAAACACCUGAUCAUCGAAAAAAAAGUUUUACUAGAACCCUCAGGUACUGCUAG
Molecule: messenger RNA, 5496 nt
Organism: Limulus polyphemus (Atlantic horseshoe crab)
Lineage: Eukaryota; Metazoa; Arthropoda; Merostomata; Xiphosura; Limulidae
Product: protein ELYS-like
Exons: 30
Coding region: 118-5496 (1792 amino acids)
Molecular function (GO): protein binding
Source: RefSeq, a predicted model, not a curated record